This is a messenger RNA of Cygnus olor (mute swan), 7347 nucleotides long. It is a transcript of the gene NUP210, whose product is annotated as nucleoporin 210. The transcript has 40 exons. The coding region runs from base 81 to 5750 and encodes 1889 amino acids. The record is from RefSeq and is a predicted model, not a curated record. Gene Ontology annotation, cellular component: nuclear pore. Lineage: Eukaryota; Metazoa; Chordata; Aves; Anseriformes; Anatidae.
CCGCUGACGUCCCUCCGCCCGCGGCUCCCGGCCGCCCUUUCCCGCUCCCCGCCGGCGGCGGCGGCUCCCCGCGGCGGAGCAUGGCCCCCCCCGCGCCCCGGGCGCUGCCGCUCCCGCUGCUCCUGCUGCUCCUGCUCGUCCUCCAGCGCCUCGCCGCCUCCCCCAAGCUCAACAUCCCCAAGGUGCUGCUGCCCUUCACGCGCGGCACUCACGUCAACUUCACGCUGGAGGCCAGCGAGGGCUGCUACCGGUGGUCCUCCACCAGACCGGAGGUUGCAAGCAUAGAGCCGGCAGACCAGGGCGAGCGCCAGUGUUCGCGGAAGGCUGUUGUCCAGGCACGGUCCUCGCAGCCCACGCGUCUGACAAGUAUCAUCUUUGCUGAAGAUAUAACGACUGGACAAGUUCUUCGUUGUGAUGCUAUAGUUGAUAUAAUUCAUGGCAUCCAAAUUGUGUCCACGACAAGAGAACUUUAUCUCGAAGAUUCACCACUAAAGCUAAAAAUUCAAGCUUUGGAUUCUGAAGGAAACACUUUCAGCACAUUGGCAGGAUUAGUCUUUGACUGGACGAUAGUAAAAGACACGGAGGCUGAUGGCUUCUCAGAUUCCCACAAUGCAUUGCGUAUACUCAAGUUUUCAGAAUCCACUUAUAUUCCACCCUCGUAUAUACUGGAGAUGGAAAAAGUUGCCAAGCAAGGAGAUACCAUUUUGGUGUCUGGAAUGAAAACAGGGAGCUCUAAAUUAAAAGCAACAAUACAGGAAAACGUCUAUAAGCAUGUACAUCCUGCAGAAGUCAGAUUGCUUAUUUUGGAAAACAUCCUUUUAAAUCCGGCAUAUGAUGUUUAUCUUCUGGUAGGAACAUCAAUUCAGUACAGAGUUCAGAAAAUAAGACAAGGAAAGAUUACAGAAUUAAUGAUGCCGUCUGAUCAGUAUGAGCUGCAGCUCCAGAACAACGUGCUUGGCCCUGAGGGAGAUCUGUCUUGGCCGGUUGCCCAGUUGGACCAGGCAACGUCAGUUGUAACUGCAGUGCAGCAGGGACAAACUAAUCUCGUACUUGCGCACAAGAGUAUUCGCAUGCAAGGGGUUUCCAGGUUACCAAACAGCACUAUAUAUGUUGUAAAUCCUGGUUAUUUAGGUUUUACGGUUCAUCCAGGUGACAGAUGGGUCCUAGAAACAGGCAGACUUUAUGAAAUUACAAUAGAAGUAUAUGAUAAAUCAAGCAAUAAAGUGUAUUUAUCUGAGAAUAUCAGAAUUAAUACAAAGCUCUCUGAAGAGUAUUUUGAGAUCCUGAAGUCGUCUCUGAAUGGAUCAUAUCAUUAUGUGAGAGCAAUAAAGAAGGGUCAGACCAUUAUUGAUGCUGCACUGACAUCAGUAGUAGAUCAGGAUGGAGGUGUACACACAUUCUCAGUUCCAGUGCGAAACCAGCAAGAAGUUGAAAUUUAUGUUCCAAUAGUUCUUUCACCCAGCAUUUUGACGUUUCCUUGGCAGCCAAAAGCAGGAGUCUACCAGUACACCAUACAGGCACAUGGUGGAAGUGGAAAUUUCAGCUGGUCCUAUUCUAACCAGGCAGUUGCUACGGUGACAGUCAAAGGAGUAAUGACAACUGGAAGUGAUAUUGGCAUCAGUAUUAUUCAGGCAAUUGAUGUUCAGAAUCCAUUGCAUUAUGGAGAAAUGAAGGUGUAUGUAACUGAACCUAGCGGGAUGGAGUUCAUGCCAUGUCAGGUUGAAGCACGUGUUGGCCAAGUAUUGGAGCUGCCCCUGAGAAUUAAUGGCCUAACCAAUGUUGAAACAGGCGAGACAGUCCCACUGAGCGACUGCUCACACUUCGAUCUAGUUGUGGAAGUAGAAAACCGUGGCGUGUUCGUGCCAUUGCAAGGAAGGCUUAAGCCAACUGCUGAUUUUUGUAGUGGAGUCAAAGUGAAAGCUGAAACUCAAGGAUACACAACACUUGUUGUUAGUUAUACCCACAGUCAUGUCCACCUCAGCGCUAGCAUCACCAUUGCUGCCUAUCUACCAUUAAAAACUGUUGAUCCUCCAUCCGUUGCUUUAGUGACUCUGGGUUCCUCUAAAGAUAUGUUAUUUGAGGGAGGACCUAGACCAUGGGUACAAGAGCCUUCCAAGUUCUUCAGGAACAUCACUGCUGAGGAUGAAGAAAGUAUUGGCCUGUCUUUAUUUGGGCUUCCUACAUCUCGGAAUAACAUCCAGCAUUGGGUUCGAGUAUCUUGCAAAAGCCUGGGAGAGCAAGUUAUUGCCUUAACAGUUGGAAACAAUCCCACGGUGACCAACCCUUUUCCAGCAGUUGAGCCUGCUGUGGUGAAGCUUAUCUGUGCUGUCCCGUCACGACUCACUUUGACUCCUGUUUAUGGAAGUCCUCAGCUCGAUCUCUCCUGCCCUUUGCUGCAACAAAACAAGCAAGUGGUUCCUGUUUCAAAUUAUCGCAAUCCGGUAUUGGAUUUGUCUGCUUAUGACCAACAGGGAAGUAAAUUUGAUAACUUCAGUUCCCUGAGUGUUAUCUGGGAAUCAACAAAAAUGUCUUUAGCUAAUAUUGAGCCUAAUAUGCCAAUGGAAUUGAUUCUGAAAGAAGAUGGAAGCAGUCAAAAGAAAAUGCAUGGCUUACAAACUGUCCUAGUUCAUCACAAGUCUGGAACAACUGCUAUUUCUGCAACUGCAACAGGAUACCAACAGUCUCAUCUCAAGGCAGCUAAAGUAAAAAUACCGUAUGAACCUCUUCUACCUGUGUCUGCUGCUAUUGAGCUGAUUCUAGUGGAAGAUGUAAAAGUCAGCCCUACCGAUGUCUCCAUUUACAAUCACCCUGACAUACAGGCAGAACUGUUCAUCAAAGAAGGUUCUGGAUACUUUUUCAUUAAUACCAGUGUUGCAAACAUUGUCACUGUGAGUCAUGAGGAAACUCAAGGUGUUGCUUUGGUGCAUCCUCUGCUUCCAGGAUCAGUGACUGUAAUGAUUCAUGACUUGUGUUUGGCUUUCCCUGCACCAGCUAAAGCUGAAAUUCAUGUAUCUGAUAUACAGGAACUGUACGUCCGAGUUGUUGACAAGGUGGAGAUUGGAAAAACAGUUAAGGCUUAUGUCAGAGUUCUGGAUGACUCUAAGAAACCUUUUCUGGCUAAAUACUUUACUGUCAUGGAUCUAAAACUAAGGGCAGCAUCUCAAAUUGUUUCACUUGUCCCACUUGCUGAAGCUCUUGAUGACCAUACUGCUGCAUUUUUAGUGCAUGGGGUGGCCUUAGGUCAGACUAGUCUUAUGGCAACUGUUACGGACAGAAGAGGACAAAGAAUAAAUUCUGCUCCACAACAGAUUGAAGUCUUUCCCCCAUUUAGACUACUGCCAAGGAAAGUGACCCUGAUUAUAGGGGCCACGAUCCAGAUCACUUCAGAAGGAGGCCCUCAACCUCAAUCCAACAUCAUUUUCUCCAUCAGCGAGGAAAAGAUUGCAUCAGUCAACAGCGCUGGACUCAUCAGAGGAGUGGCAGUUGGGAAUGGGACAGUAACAGGAGUGGUGCAAGCUGUUGAUGCAGAGACAGGGAAGGUGGUUGUGGUGUCCCAGGACAAAGUGGAAGUUGAAGUUGUACAGCUGACAGCUGUUAGAAUUCAUGCACCAAUUACACGAAUGAAAACCGGUACACAGAUGCCAGUUUAUGUAAUGGGCAUCACGAGUAGUCAGACACCGUUUUCGUUUGGUAAUGCAGUGCCGGGGUUAACAUUCCACUGGUCUGUCACAAAGAGGGAUACUUUGGACAUAAAGACAAGACACAACGAGGCUUCUUUUCAGCUUCCUGCGAAAUACAAUUUUGCAAUGGAUGUUUAUGGCAGAGUAAAGGGAAGAACAGGCCUGAAAGUUGUUGUGAAGGUCCUUGAUCCUGCAGCUAACCAGUUUUACAACAUGGCAAGAGAACUGUCUGAUGAAAUCCAAAUUCAGGUAUAUGAAAAACUUCAUCUAGUCACUCCAGAAGUGGAAACAGAACAGAUUUUAAUGUCACCAAAUUCCUUUAUUAAACUUCAGACGAACAGGGACCGAGUGGCUUCCCUGAGUUACCGUGUCCUGGAUGGACCAGAUAAAGUUCCUGUUGUAAAAAUUGAUGAAAGAGGUGUCCUUAAUUCUGGGUCUUUGAUAGGGUUAUCAACAAUUGAAGUAAUCUCACAAGAAUCAUUUGGGAUUAACCAGACAAUUGUAGCUGCUGUUAAGGUGUAUCCCAUCUCCUACCUCAGGAUCUCCAUGAGUCCUAUUCUGCACACGCAAAACAAAGAGGCAUUACUGGCUCUACCUCUGGGUGUGACACUGACGUUUACAGUACAUUUUCAUGAUAACUCUGGAGAUGCUUUCCAUUCACAUAAUUCUGUGCUUAGCUUUGCAACAAACAGAGAUGACUUUGUACAAAUUGGGAAAGGACCCACCAACAACACAUUUGUUAUCCGGACUGUGAAUGUAGGCUUGACCUUGCUUAAAGUUUGGGAUGCCGAACACGGUGGAAUUGCAGACUACGUCCCCCUUCCCGUGCAACAUGCCAUUUUUCCUGAACUUAUAGAUGUGGUAGUAGGUGAUGUCCUCUGCCUGAGUAGUUCACUGAUAAACCAAGAAGGCCUGCCAGGCAUAUGGAGCUCCUCCUUAAGUAGUGUCCUUCAAGUUGACUCCAAGACUGGUGUAGCUGUGGCAAGGGAUUCUGGUGUUGCCACUGUCUAUUACGAAAUUCCUGGAUUACUUAAAACAUACAGAGAGAUAAUCAUUAAUAUACCUCAGAGGACUACAGCAAUGCAUGUAAGUGGAGUGAAAACCAGCUUAGAAGGAGUUGCAGCCUCCAAAGUAAUAGUUUUGAUUGGAGAAGGAAAUAAAAAUUUGAAAGGAGAGUGCUUGCCUGCUCAGAUUGAAGUCAUUGCUGAAUUACAGCCGCAGUCCAUUAUCAGUUGCCAUCUAAAUUUUAAUGGUGAUACAUUUGACUUCCCAGCACAUGAUAUUUUCAUAGCAGAACCUGGAUUUGAUGCAGUUUCAGGACAUUACACCUGUUCCAUCACAAUGCACAGGCUCACUGAUAAGCAGCUGAAGCAUCUCAGCAUGAGUAAAACUGUGCUCAGGGUUACAGCUUCAAUCCAAGGCAGCCACAUCUCCGCGGAACAGAUUGGCACUGAUGUGCCAUUCAAUCCCGGGUUUUAUGCUGACCAAACAGAAAUGCUUUUAAGUAACCAUUACACGAGCUCUGAUGUGAAAAUUUUUGGCGCCACUGAAAUACUUGAUACCCUGGAGGUGAAAUGUGGGUCACCAAUGGUGAAGGCAUUAGAGAAGGAGAAAUCCUAUGGGCUGCCUAGUUAUGUAGUCUACACCGUCAGUCUGUCUGAUCCAAGGGUUUCAAGCCAGGGAACCUUAUCAACUACUCUAACUGUCUCUAGUCCUAUGACUGACCAGUCUAUCACUAUCCCAGUAACAGUGAUUUACUUGACUGACAGAACCAGUGCACCAGUGAGGCAUGGAGCAAGUCUAUUCCAACACUUCCUUGAUUCCUAUCAAGUAAUGUUCUUCACGCUUUUUGCACUAUUAGCAGGGACAGCUGUUAUGAUCAUAGCCUAUCAUGCAGUGUUCUCACCAAAAGAACAGCACACUCAUCCAGCAUUUACCCCAAGGACAACGCCUCAGUGCAGCCCUAACAGUUUCCCUGCAUCACCUGUGCUUUCCUUCAGUCCUCAGUCCUCAGGCAGGAGAACAAGCCCAUCAUCCCCACUCUGGAGCACCAGUUAUGGUUCACGUUAGAGAAAAAAGGACUCAUCAUCAUGCACUAGGACUAAGGAAAAAAAAAGCAGUGCCUUUAACGAUAAAUUUCAGAACUGUUGCAGUUUUGAUGCAAUUCAAGUCAUCUCUUGAAUAUAAUUUCAUAAUUUUUUGUAAUGAUUUUAAUAUUUAGAGCUCUUUGCAUUUUUUUUAUGUCAUUGCUUCAGUUAUCUAGAACUUAUUUUAUCUGCUGUUUUAUGCUCAGUUGACAAGGUUGAAUGGACAAAAAGCAGUGUUCAUGCUAAGCUAGCUUUCUUGCACUUCAAGCAGGUAGAAGUCUGAGUGAUAGUGAUCAAAGUUUUUAUUUACUUUUUGUAAAAAUUAACUUUCUUUUUAAUGAACUUUUUUUAAAGGGAAAUAGAGGAACAGGUCAAAUAUGAGCCAAAAAUAUGAAGGAUUGUAUAUUUCAAAUUAGUUUUUUAUUUUGAGUUAGACUCAGGAAUGUACUGCACUGAUAAGUAUUCUUAUGUUUAGCCUUACAAUGUGAUCAAUGUGAUUCAUCAACAUAAUUUGCUGUUUAAACAUUGGGAAUGCUGGAACAACUGUGAAUAGAUUUAAAGGUUUUUUUGUUUGUUUUUGGUUUUUUUAACUAAAAAAAUAAAACUGUCUUUAAAGUGUGGCUUCCUUUGGGUACAACUGCAGUAUUCCCUUCUUGUUAUUGUGUAAGCACUUUUUUUGGACUGUGAAUGUGAAAGCAUGUACCUUCUAAGAGGAUCUUUCUUCUGAUGGUAAAUGUUUUUAACUGAAGGCAGUUAUCUUACCUGUGUUCUGAUCAUAAAUAUAAUACGUUUUACGUAUAGAAAUACCUCAGUAGGAACUGAGCCUCCUUUUAUUACCACUGGUCACCUGAUACACUGGAAAGUAAGUGGCUUAUUUCAUAGUUACUGUGAGUGACUUUUUCAGUUGGUUCAGUGUUGCUAACCUCUCUUAUAUGUGUACAUACUAUGUGUACGUACUAAUACAGCCACACCCAGAAUUUUGAUCUAACCUAUACAGUAAGAUAUUACUGGUAUGACCAGACUUUGGAAUACUUGUACUGCAAAAUCCUACUACAAAGUGCUUGUUUGUUGAUCUGUUAAAUACAAUGUAGCAUUUCACUGCAUAUGUAUUACUGAUUUUUUUUGGUUGAUUUGUGACAGUUUUUUUUUCCCCUGAAUAGCUAUGAUACAGAUAUAAAAUGUACAAUUCAGAGUACGUUAGAAAGUAUUCUGCUAAAUCAGGCAGUUGAUUGCUUUGUAUGCUCAGAUGUAUUUUGCUUUCUAAAAAAGAUGGCGGUGAGGUAUGCUGACUGGAACUUCUUUCUAAAUAAAUUUAAUUUUAAACAGUUGGGGGGGAGGACACUGGUUACAAUAGUUGGUAAUACUUCCCUGAGGAUGGAAAAUGCCAAUGGCGUAUAGUUUUGAUUUCAUGCAGUAGUGCAAAAAAGCAACAUUGAUGCAUAUUAUUCUAAGUUUUGUAUAAUUUAUUUGCCUGUUUUGGAAAAAUGUGUGCCUUACAUGCUACUACUAAAAGUUGACAAUUCAGGUGUAAAUAAAUAAUCAUUUCUACCUGUAUUAUUUAAUAAAGCUUUGUAAGAUUC